AUGUCUACGUUCAUAAGGGGUCCCAUCUGCGGUACAGAUAACUGCCCCUCGCGGCUUUGGCGUAUCAUCGAUGGGAGAAGAACAUGCCAAUAUGGCCAUGUCAUGGAAGGUGACGUAGAAUUUAACGAUGAUGAAGACGAUCUCAACGGCCUUGGUGCAGGUGUUAUCACAAGACGUCUAAAUCUUACCACCAACGCCACUGGUAGUUUUCAAUCUAGUCAACUCACCAACUCGCAACUGUUGCAACAGCAGCAAAGGCAAUCUCAUAAAAAAUUCAAGAAACUCAUCGGUCACGACGCCAAAUUAUUAUUUCUGAAAUCCUUCCAGUUCAUCUUGAAGAGGCAGAUCCGCUGGCUCAUAGAUGAAAUGCGGUUCCCUGAGGAGUUCGAACAUGUCGCCAAGAUAAUAUGGCUCAAAAUAUUGAAGACGAUCAACGAUCAACCGCAAGAAGACCUAAGACUUCAAUUACACAUGACAUCGACAAUCUCCAUUCUAUAUCUUGCAUCCACUCAUUUGUCGCUACCGGUCUACACUUGUGACUACAUCAAAUGGAUAUGUAGCGCCAAGAUGCCGUAUUUCCAGGCAAGUGAAUUACUACCGAAAUCAUGGAGGACCCGGCUUCCAAAUUACUAUGUUUCCAUAUUAGAAGGUUCGAUCUCUCCUUUUAAUGGCCAACUGUACAACAAAAUCGCUUUGACGUGUGGUAUGAUCCACUUCAAAGAAUUCUUCAACUCCCAAAUUGCGUGCCAGGGCCUAUUACUAAAAUUGGUGAUGCAAUGCACUCUACCUCCAGAAUUUUACUUUUAUACAAAACAAGUUAUCGAAUUUGAAGAGGCAGACAUCCAGAACCUAACACUAUGGGAAAGAACUGAUGAGCGCCACACAGGGCCAAUAAGCAACCAUGCUGAACUCAGAGUCCUCUCUUAUUUCAUGCUCACGAUAAAUUGGAUGCUUUCUUUUGAUAGAGACCGACAGUAUCCAUUGAAAUGGAUUCUUGCUCUCACGGAAUCAUUAACUCAGCGUACAACCACAAGUGAAUCUAUCGACAGGAAUAUCGUUAAAGUGGUUUACCCAGAUAAGCCGACUUCUAACGAUUAUUUCCAAUGGUCUGAGGAUGAAACCCUGGAGUUCUUGAACUGGAUGGAAAAGCAAUUUUUGCCCACACAAACAAAAUCUUUGCAUAAUGAGGAUGAAUCGGUUGGGAUGACCAUUGAUCAAAAAAUUGCUCGAAGGAAACUGUACAAGAUCUUCCCCUUGGAUCGUGACAUUAGUAAUGAUAGUGAACUGAAUGACUUGAAGCAUCAAUUGACAUUUAUUGAAGAUUUGCAAGAAAGAUACGCGAAGCAAACGCCCUACUUUGACAACAACAAUAAAACACUGGAUUUCUCUACACGUCAAGAUCCCCAUCUACCGACCAGGAAGGAGGCUAUCGGUAGACUUCUAACCCAAGUAGCAUCGCGACUUUUAGUGGAUUUUGCUAUUUCUAAACAGCAGUUGAAAGACUGCAUUUUCAGGAUUAAAAACGCCUGUCUGCAUAGGAUGAAUUGA
Saccharomyces paradoxus is the source of this 1548-nucleotide messenger RNA. It is a transcript of the gene RRN7, whose product is annotated as Rrn7p. The transcript has a single exon. Gene Ontology annotation, biological process: nucleolar large rRNA transcription by RNA polymerase I; RNA polymerase I preinitiation complex assembly. Gene Ontology annotation, cellular component: RNA polymerase I core factor complex; RNA polymerase transcription factor SL1 complex. Bases 1 to 1548 code for a protein of 515 amino acids. The record is from RefSeq and is a predicted model, not a curated record. Lineage: Eukaryota; Fungi; Ascomycota; Saccharomycetes; Saccharomycetales; Saccharomycetaceae. Gene Ontology annotation, molecular function: RNA polymerase I core promoter sequence-specific DNA binding.